CCCGACACCGACGCACAGGAGACAAUGACGCCAAAGUCUAGCGGUAAAGCAGCGAAGAAAGCCGGUAAGGCUCAGAAGAAUAUAUCGAAGGGUGACAAGAAGAAGAAGCGCAAGAGGAAGGAGAGCUACGCUAUCUACAUCUACAAAGUCCUGAAGCAGGUCCACCCAGACACUGGUAUUUCGAGCAAAGCUAUGAGCAUCAUGAACAGCUUUGUCAACGACAUUUUCGAGCGCAUUGCCGCCGAAUCGUCUCGUCUAGCUCAUUACAACAAGCGCUCGACGAUUACAUCUCGGGAGAUUCAAACUGCUGUUCGCCUUCUGCUUCCUGGAGAACUUGCUAAGCACGCUGUCAGCGAGGGUACUAAAGCUGUCACCAAAUACACCAGCUCGAAAUAAGCGCGACUGCCUCAAUUUGUUUACGAAUCGGCCCUUUUCAGGGCCACUAAUCAUUGUAAACGCUAAAGAACGAUAUUUCACAGAUGUAACAGUCUGAAGUGUGUCAGGGGUAAUUGUACAACCUUUUAUGGCGAAUUGUUUGACGAUUUGGUGAUCUCGUUAUUUUUUUAAGUGUCCAAAUAUCUGCAUACCUUACUAUCACGUCAGAAUCUUCUCCCGCAAUGUGUAUGAAAAAGUUUCAGUAUAUUAUACAGAAUUCGGGCGCAAUGCGUUGAAUAUCAGACAACUUCGUACGUGAA
This is a messenger RNA of Neodiprion fabricii, 695 nucleotides long. Its product is annotated as histone H2B-like. Lineage: Eukaryota; Metazoa; Arthropoda; Insecta; Hymenoptera; Diprionidae. Gene Ontology annotation, molecular function: protein heterodimerization activity; DNA binding; structural constituent of chromatin. The coding region runs from base 25 to 396 and encodes 123 amino acids. Gene Ontology annotation, cellular component: nucleosome. The transcript has a single exon. The record is from RefSeq and is a predicted model, not a curated record.